UCCCUGCUAACCUUUAGGCUGCAUUCAUAGUGGAGACGGAUCCGAUUUUUACAUCCGUUCCGUCAAAAGUCAAUCUCAUUAAAAAUGAUAUAUAUGUUCAUAGUGCGUCCGUUCCGAUACCUUCCGUCUUAAAAACGGAUCCGGCAAAUUUUGAAGUCAAAACAUUUUGACUUUUUGAUCCGGCAAAUCUUAUAGAGCGUUAUAACGUUACUUACAAUUUUUUUAUAGUCUAUGAACAUUUAUAUCAUUUUUAAUGAGUUUGACUUUUGACGGAACGGAUGUAAAAACGGAUCCGUCUCCACUAUGAAUGCAGCCUUACAAAAAUUAUAUUAAACACAGAAAAAUUUAUGUUUUAAAUAUUCGCUGCACCGCCAAAUUCCAAAAAUAAACCUAUGUCAAAAUCCAUUUUACAAAACAGUCAGCAUAUCAGAUUCAAUCCAUUAAAAGAAGAAUGGAUUUUGAUAUGUCCUCAAAGAAUAAAACGUCCUUGGAUGGGUAAAACUGAAAAGGAGCAGGAAAAUAGAAAUGUAACUGCAAAUUUGACCAAUCCUUUAUUACCAGGAGCAAUUCGUGCAAAUUCUCAAGUCAAUGAACACUAUACAUCAACCUAUAUCUUUAACAAUGACUUUCCUGCAAUGUUACCAUUUGAUACGUUAGAAAUUAGUGAUGGUGGAGAAUCGAAAGAUGAUUUGUUUGAUUGGGAGAGGGCCUACGGUGAAUGUAAAGUAAUGUGUUUUUCCCCCAAUCCUGAAAUGACUUUAGCAUUAAUGGACUUAAAUUCUAUUGAAAAUAUCAUCAUAAAAUGGAUCGAUUUUACAAAAGAGAUGAGCCCAAAAUAUACAUGGAUUCAGAUUUUUGAAAACAAAGGAGAAAUUAUGGGUUGUUCUAAUCCUCAUCCACAUUGCCAAAUAUGGGCAAGUUCCUUUUUACCAAAUGAGCCUCGAAUAAAAGAUCGAUCUCAGAGAGUUUAUUUCCAGAAGCAUAAAACUCCAUUAUUACUUGAUUACUGUCAUCGAGAAAACGUUAAUAAGGAAAGACUGAUAGAAACAAAUGACUCCUGGAUAAUAGUCAUUCCAUUUUGGGCCAAUUGGCCCUUUGAGACAAUGGUUUUGCCAAAACGCCAUAUUUUAAGAUUUUCAGACAUGGACGGUAAAGAAAUAAAAGAUUUGGCUGAUAUCAUGAAAAAAUUAUUAAUUCGUUAUGACAAUCUUUUUCAAUGUUCAUUUCCAUAUUCAAUGGGUUGGCACGGAGCCCCAACCGGUUCUAAAUAUUUGAACGAAAAUGUUGAUCACUGGCUUUUCCAUGGCAUGUAUUAUCCACCGUUAUUGCGUUCGGCGAAUAUUAAAAAAUUUAUGGUUGGUUAUGAAUUGUUAGCUCAGGUACAACGCGAUUUAACACCAGAAAAGGCUGCUGAAAUACUGAGAUUGCAACCAAAUGAAAUCCAUUACUCCAAAAGAAAUGCAUAAGAACCACAUUUUAUUUUUUAUAAAUUUGUCAACAAAAAAAUAAAUCAAAAUAAAGAUAUUAUUUCCA
Messenger RNA from Gordionus sp. m RMFG-2023, 1533 nucleotides. RefSeq names its product galactose-1-phosphate uridylyltransferase-like. Gene Ontology annotation, molecular function: zinc ion binding; UDP-glucose:hexose-1-phosphate uridylyltransferase activity. Gene Ontology annotation, biological process: beta-D-galactose catabolic process via UDP-galactose, Leloir pathway. Lineage: Eukaryota; Metazoa; Nematomorpha; Gordioida; Chordodea; Parachordodidae. The transcript is spliced from 10 exons. Gene Ontology annotation, cellular component: cytoplasm. The record is from RefSeq and is a predicted model, not a curated record. Bases 393 to 1466 code for a protein of 357 amino acids.